Molecule: messenger RNA, 3304 nt
Organism: Pogoniulus pusillus (Red-fronted tinkerbird)
Lineage: Eukaryota; Metazoa; Chordata; Aves; Piciformes; Lybiidae
Gene: ATG5
Product: autophagy related 5
Exons: 8
Coding region: 197-1024 (275 amino acids)
Biological process (GO): autophagy of mitochondrion; cellular response to nitrogen starvation; autophagosome assembly
Cellular component (GO): phagophore assembly site membrane; Atg12-Atg5-Atg16 complex; cytoplasm
Molecular function (GO): Atg8-family ligase activity
Source: RefSeq, a predicted model, not a curated record
CGCGGCGAGCCGGGCGGAACCCUGCUGCGGACGGUGCCUGCGGACGGUGCCUGCGCCGGGGCGGGCCGAGCCUGGGGCGGGGCCCCGGUUCCGCUGCUGCCUGGCGCCGCACGCCCCGCCAUAGAGGGAGAACUGGGCUGCAGUUCUGGGUGAAGAAGCAAAGUGAUCUACAUGUGCUUCACUGCCCUUUGGAAGAAUGACAGAUGACAAAGAUGUGCUUCGAGAUGUGUGGUUCGGACGAAUACCAACCUGUUUCACUCUCUAUCAGGAUGAAAUAACUGAGAGGGAAGCUGAACCCUACUAUUUGCUUUUGCCAAGGAUAAGCUACUUGACCCUGGUAACAGACAAAGUGAAGAAACACUUUCAGAAAGUCAUGAGACAAGAGGAAGUUAAUGAGAUAUGGUUUGAAUAUGAAGGCACACCGCUGAAAUGGCAUUACCCAAUUGGUUUGCUGUUUGAUCUCCAUGCAUCAAAUACAGCCCUUCCUUGGAGCAUCACAGUGCACUUCAAGAACUUUCCAGAAAAGGAUCUUCUCCACUGCCAUUCAAAGGAUGUAAUUGAAGCACAUUUUAUGGCUUGUAUAAAAGAAGCAGAUGCUUUAAAGCACAAAAGUCAAGUCAUCAAUGAGAUGCAAAAAAAGGAUCAUAAGCAACUGUGGAUGGGAUUACAGAAUGAUAAAUUUGAGCAGUUCUGGGCAAUUAACCGAAAGCUGAUGGAGUAUCCUGCAGAAGAGAGUGGAUUUCGAUACAUCCCAUUUAGAAUUUAUCAGGCCACAACAGAGAGACCUUUUAUACAGAAGCUAUUUCGACCAGUUGCUUCAGGAGGAGAGGUGCAUACUCUGGGAGAUCUGCUAAAAGAUGCCUGUCCUGGUGCUAUCAGCUCUGACGAUGGAGAGCAGAAGACUCAAGUGAUGAUCCAUGGAAUCGAGCCAAUGCUGGAAACCCCCAUCCAGUGGCUAAGUGAACAUAUGAGCUAUCCAGAUAAUUUUCUCCACAUUAGUAUCAUUCCCAGACCUACCGAUUGAAACUCAACCGCGUCGGUACCAGGAUCCUUCUCCAGCUGGAAUCACAGAGGCCACCUCAACUUCUUGCUUCUCUCAGUCUUUGGACAGAGGCAACCUGAAGAAAGGAGAAAAAAAACAAAACCUCAACAAAACAACCCGAAACAAACCAAGAAGUCCUCACUGCUGCGAGCCAAACAGGAAGAGAGAUCCUAUCCCCAGAUACGGGCAAUGGGGGCUGAGCUGACUUUGCAUCCUCGCUGCUGCUUCCCUUCUCCGCUGCACUGAAAUCGGUUGCGAUGUGAAACGAAAUGAGCAGGACCUCUGUGAGCCCUGCUGUGUGCUUGUAAAGCAGAGCCGAGCCGAAGCUGUCAGAUGGCAACGUGCCACUGGGUUGUACUUCUGGUUAACAAAUAAACAGGGCUGUGUACUAAAGCAGCAGCGUUGCAAACUUGGCAGCGUGGAAACGUUGGUUUCAUUUCCUAGCAAGUCGGGCAGGGAGAGCUUGGGUUACCGAUGGCUUUUUGGAACAGAUCGAGUUACUGCCAGCCCAGCUCUCCUCAAUGAGAAUUUGGUGUUUACAGCCUGGCUAUUGGUAUGCAAAUGAGCUCCCAACUUUGAUAGCGCGGUGAGAGGUUUGGGGGUUGGUUCUUUCCCCACUCGACCUAGCCAGCAUGGGUUUGUCACUUAAAAACCGUGCCCCGACUUCAGCCUUUACAAAUCCCUUUUGCUCUGUGUGCUGUCACCCAACGCUCCCAGCCUGUGUGUCCUUCAAACCCUCUUCCUAGGCUAGCAGCGAUGGAGGGUGAUUGGUCAUGGCCUUUCUUUGUCCUCAUCACCACCAGUUUUGUUCUUUCUCUAGGAACAUUUUUCUGAGUUUAGUUCGAAAAGUUAAAGAAAAACAACAAACAAGAAAGGAAAUGUUGCAAAUGAUUGUAUCCUGCUGGGGUUUGGGGUUUUUUUUCCUAUAGACUGGAAACCAGAUCAACCCCAGGAUGAUCAACAGAUGUAUUGCUUUUUAAUCACUUGGAAAGCCAUUUCCCACCUAAUUCUUCUUUACCUCUUGAGGUUAGUUUUCUACCGUGGUCCCCUGAGCAAUCAGUCUGAAAUUUGGAAGCUUCUAAUCUCACUGCACAGAUUUCUCCCCCCCCCCCCCCCCCCGCCCCCCCCUUUACUUUAGGAGAUUCAUUUUUAGGUUAUUGAACUGAUUUGGUUUCUAAAUAUUUGUUGCCACUGCUGCUGCUGGGACUCAACCUUUUUUAAUCAUUAUCCUUUUGGUGUGUGUGUAUUCUGCUGAAUUCAUCAAGCCCUGUGCUCUGUUGCUUUGUCUGCACUUGUGGCUCUUGGUGGCACAAGACUGUGUUGAUAGUAGACAUAUAUCAAGUAUGUGAAAUAUUAUCAAAUAUUAAGCAAGCAUGACCUUUUUCUUACAAAAAAUAGUAGCUGUUCAAGUUCCUACUGAGAGUCUUGGCCUGCAAAUAACCCAGUAACUCCCAGUGCUGUUCCCUUUAUGGUAGGAUCCUUACCUGUAUCUGAAAACCGUAAGAAACUGAAAAUCAAUCAAUCAAUCAAACAAAAAUCUCUUUAAGAAACAAGAGAGGAAGGAUCUCCUUGAGUGAAGGAUAAAGACUGAGGCUAGAAAAAGCCCUAAGGGCAGAAAGAGUCAGCAGACAAAUUGGUGUUUUAAUGUAAAUAGCACGAAGGAAAUGGAAGGGAGAGGGUAAGAAGAGUCAGCUAAACCUGUGCUGCAUUCUGUGGGUCAGGAAGAGGGUUUAGAUGAAAGCAAACUCUGCUGCUGUGGCUUGCUGCAGAACUGAGGCAGAGCAUUCCUAACAGUGGGAUGAGUUGGUUGAGUUCUGAUUUCCAGUUCUGUUUGGAGUUCUUGUUACAGCAUUGGAUUGGCAUUUACAAACUUCCUCAGGCAGGCAGGCAGGCAGGUCUGAACAGCCUGGAGGACUUCCAAAGUCCUGCCAGGGGGCAAAGCAAAUAUUUUGUAGAAUCAUCCUAUUCCCAAAAGCCUUUUGUAGGGAUAAUUUUUUCCAUGCAUCAGGAGAAGCAGCAGUGCAUUUCAGAGCACUGUGAAGCUUGGCUUCCUUUGGAUCAGGGUAGGCUGGAAUAAGUCACUGGCGGUUUGACUCUCUUCUACACCAGCAUUUUGAGUCUUCAGCUGUCCCCUCGUGGCCCAUGCGUGCUAGGAAAUCAACAUUUUCAAGGCCUGGCAUGGAACAAAGAAGUAGCUUGGCUUUAAAACUUACUCUUUCCUCUUAUUUUAACUAUUUAAACUUUAUUAAAAAAUAAACUGAA